GCCCUCGAAAAUUCAUCGCGAUGUCAGAGAAUAAAGGAGAAUCUUGGGAAACGGUACAGAAAAAGUCGGCCGAGAGAUUAACCGAAGAAAUACAGAGCAUGGCCAACUAUAAAAGUCUUUACACCGAGAUACAAAAACUCGUUGCUUCCACGGCAGUGAAGAGGGGAGAUUUCAAAGCGACAUUAAUGGAUGCUUUGAAAAGCAACGGUUUGGAAACGGAAAUUCGUAACACGGUCUUCCAUUGGGCCAGAUCUCAAAGUUCCUUGUCGUCGUCGUCGCUGCCGUCCGUGGAGGAAGUCGAUUUGAAUUAUUUAAAAAAGGCUCAGGUCCAGUGGGAACGCCGAAUACAGAAAUCGCUGAAUUCUACGUGCAACGAAUUGAACGUCGCGUUGGCUCGAAUACGUCCCAGAGAGGACCGCGAGGAGCUUGCCGAAAAGUGGAAUGAAUUAAGUACCUACGAUAUCGACUUGUCACACUUCAGGCCGCUAUACGCUCCAAAGGAUUUCCUAGACGUUUUAUUCGCUAUACGGAAUCCCUCUUUCAAAAAGCAACCAGACGAAUUAAAUUGGGAGUUCAGCCAUAUACAGAUCCGCGUGAAGACUCUUGCACAGUUGAGACGCGUCUACGUGGAAUUCGCGAAAGGGAUGCCGCUGUUGGGAGUGAAUCCAGAGCUGCACAGUUCAGAGAACUAUGGGAAUCUGGAAGAGGAGAGGAUCCAUCUGGGCGAGAAGGUGUUGCGAUCUAAUCAUGCUCCAAUUGCGCAAGAGUUCUUGAAGCGUGGGGCCCCGCGAUCGCUUCGAGGACGCCUGUGGUCCCUCGUAUUGGGAUCUAUAGUCAAGGAAAAUGAUGUAGAGUAUUACGAAGAAUUAAAGAGCAUGGUGCUACAGUACGACAUAGUUAUAGAUAACUUAAUAAUAAAGGAUGUGCAGUUGACGGCACGAAACGACGACCAAUAUUUUGUAUUCGAGGAUGUUUUGUAUAAAACAAUGUUAUGUUUCUCCCGUGACUCGGAGGUGUUAGCGCCCGUGACCACUGACAGAAGCGCGGGCGGUCAGGUGAUACACGCAGUUUUGCAAGGGAAACCAGCCACCUUGGAAAAUACUUUGGUGUUUCCACCGAGCGGCGUGAUUCCAUUCCAUGGAUUCACGAUGUACGCCACUCCGUUUUGUUAUCUGUACGACGAUCCUUGCGCAAUGUAUUUUACGUUUAGAGCCUUUUAUUUACGAUACUGGUUCCGCUUGCACACCGUGUCUAAUCACGAACAGGGUAUAGUCGCGCUGUGCCUUCUUUUCGAAAGAUUGCUCCAGUGCCACGAACCCCUUCUUUGGACUCACUUUAGAAACUGCCAUAUACAACCGAUUAAAGUUGUCUUUAAGUGGAUUAUGAGGGGUUUCAGUGGCCACCUACCCCCGGAACAGUUGCUUUUCUUAUGGGACUCGAUUCUCGGCUACGAUUCUUUGGAAAUUAUCCCCUUGCUCGCUGUGGCCAUUUUGAGUUUUCGAAAAGAAAAUCUGAUGCAAGUCAACACUCUUCAGAGUGUGGAAGCUGUCCUAGCGGAUUUGUCUUCUUUAAAAGUGAUCCCAUUAUUGCAAUUAUCUUUACUGAGAGAAUAAAGGCAAUGGUUAUUACAUUUGUUAUUACAUUUUUUUAAAAAACUCGUAAAAAAGACUCGUACACGUUAACCCCUCUAAUCUCUUUACGGGGAUUUAAGGAAACAGCUUGAUUGAAGUAUCGAUGCGUCCCUGAAUAAACAUUAUAAAUG
Nomia melanderi (Alkali bee) is the source of this 1762-nucleotide messenger RNA. The record is from RefSeq and is a predicted model, not a curated record. NCBI's taxonomy places the organism in Eukaryota, Metazoa, Arthropoda, Insecta, Hymenoptera, Halictidae.